Molecule: messenger RNA, 2055 nt
Organism: Lycium barbarum (goji berry)
Lineage: Eukaryota; Viridiplantae; Streptophyta; Magnoliopsida; Solanales; Solanaceae
Exons: 5
Coding region: 1-2055 (684 amino acids)
Molecular function (GO): nucleic acid binding; zinc ion binding
Source: RefSeq, a predicted model, not a curated record
AUGGGUUUGAAUGACACCUCUAUGUCCAAACUAGGAGCAAUUUUGAUGCUCAAGCCCUUUUCUUCUGUUGGGACUGUGUAUAGUAUUUUGCUAUCUGAUGAAAAGCAAAGACAAGUCUCAACCUCAUCUCAGUUCCCAAGCACCUCUGCUUCAUUCAGUGUGGGUGUCUCUAGACAAGAUAUUCCUCCAAGGGUCCCUUAUGAACAAAAUAAAUCCUCUUUGUUGUGCAAGUACUGCAAGAAACCAGGGCACACCAUAGACAAGUGUUAUAAACUUCUUGGUUACCCUUCCAAUUUCAAAUUCAUUAAAUCUGCUCCUACUAGAAAAAAAGUUGCACAUGUUGAGUUGGACACAAAUGUGACAUCUGAUCCUGGUGCACAAAGCUCUGGGUCUGGUUCUGAGAUUGGUUCCAUCUCAAAUGAGCAACUCUCACCUAUACCUGGACUUACCAAAGAUCAGCAUUCUCAACUGAUACAGCUGCUCCAACAACACCAUCCUUAUGCAUCAUCUGGACCAAACCUUGUAGCCUCUGUUAACUUUGUUGAGCGCAACAUGUGGGACGCAAAGAAUGCUUUGAGAAGACGCAGUUGCACAGCAAAGUGUGAUAGAGAAUUUUUGGUGAGGUUGCGAGGUCUGCGACACAACAUGCGGCUCUCAAAGCGCGCUUUGCGACGCCGCAAACCUCGCAGCAUGUUGUGUCAGUUUGACUGCUUUGCCCUUUUUACCAAGACAAACUGCUUCAUACAAGGCCCUUCAAUGAGGAAGCCUCUGGUUCUUGGCAAACUAGACAAAGGACUGUACAAGCUGCUUCAAUCUCCUGCAUUUGUUUCUUCACCAAGUAUAUCUGUUGAUUCAUCUGUUUCUGGUUUUUUCAAUAGUGUUCCUAUCGUAUGUACUUCUGCAUCCAAUUCUAUUGUUCUUGUUUCUAGUUGUAUUCCUGACUCUGUUGUUUCUUCUAUUGUUCCUGAUGGUUCACAUAUUUCUAGCAAUGUAUCUACUAUCUCUACUGAUAAAGGCUACUUGGACUCACCUCUUGGGUUCCAAAAGCAAUGCUUUACUCUUCUAAAGGCUUUUAUUGCCAUGGUUGAAACUCAAUUCCAUUCUAUAGUUCAGGCUGUUAGAAGUGAUAAUGCUUUAGAACUUGGCUCUAGUAACUUAGGCAUUCAAUGCUUUGCUGAUAAAGGAAUAAUUCACCAAACUUCUUGUCCUCAUACACCCCAACAUAAUGGGGUGGUUGAAAGGAAACAUAUGCACCUACUUGAGACUGCUAGAGCUUUAUUGUUUCAAUUUAGUCUCCCCAUAAGAUUCUGGGUUUUCCAUGGGCAUCCACCAACUUAUGAUCACCUGAGAGAUUUUGGGUAUCUUUGUUACUCAACUGUCCCUAAACCUCACAGGGACAAGUUCAAACCCCAUGUUGUUCCUUAUGUUUUUAUAGGCUACCCCUUUGCCAAAAAGGGUUACAAACUUUACAACCUUGUGUCUAAAUCUUGCUUCAUCUCCAGGGAUGUUCACUUCCAUGAACACCUUUUUCCUUUCUCUUCUUCUGGUACUCCGUCUCCCGCCCCUUCUACUUCUCUUCUAUCCUGUUUGUUUGAUGAUACAGUUCCUACCAAUUCUUCUUCUACUGUAUUUCCUCCAAACACAAACAAUGAUUCUCCUCUUGACUCAUCUCCUCCUCCUAUCUCUCCUUCUACUGUCUCCUCUCCACCUUUAUUUUCCCAUUCCACUCUUUCUCCUUCCCUUUUUCCACCUGUCCCUUCUCCCGCUGCUCUUUCUUCUCCUUCUCUUGUUCCUAGGAAGUCUGCUAGGGGUCACCGUCCACCUUCUUAUCUUGAUGAUUUCAUCUGUUCCUUUCCUCCUUCCAUCUCCAAAUCAGUUUCCUUUGUUUCUACUUUAGGACAACCUACUGCCUUUGAGCCACACUCUUAUUCUCAGGCUUCUACUCUCUUUGAGUGGCAGGAUGCCAUGAGGGCAGAAUUUGAGGCUCUUGAAGCUAAUGGGACUUGGGAUGUUGUCCCCUUUCCACUUGGCAAGAAACCAAUUGGAUGUAAGUGA